AUGGAGGCCCCGUGCGCCCGCAGCUUCACCUCAAGCAAGACCGCCUCGCCGUCGACGUUCGCCGGAACCGCGUCCUCGACCUCCCCCUCGACGGACUCCGUCAGCCCUCAUCGCCCGUACCCCUGCAUCGUGGGUGAGCUCUCCGCCGUUCCCCCAUCUCCUGCUCGCCCAACCCCCCGCACGCCCGCUGCUGGCUGCACCUGCGCCCGCCUCUCGCGCUCCGGCCCCGCGCUCACCGCCGCCAGGGGUCGCGCCAGGCUCCGUCCGGUCGUGCCCGUCGCCCCCGUGCCGACCGCACCCCCCUGGCCGGCCUGCCCGCGCAUGCUGCGACCCCGUGCGGCCGUCGCCCUCCCGGCGCCCCCGUCCCCCGACGCGCUCGCUGUCCCCGUCGCCAACGCCGCCACUCGACGCCCACCCCCAGCGCCGCCCCGCCUUCCUCCACUCCUUCCCCUCUCUGUGCUGGAUCCGGGCGAUCCCCAUCGCCCCUCUGACCCUGGCUCCGCCGACCCCGCCUCUCCCGCGCUGGCGCUGACCAGCGCCUCCCAUCGCCGCCCGACGGCGACGGCCUUCCCCGACGCGCCCGACCCGCCGGCCAUGGAGGCCCCGUGCGCCCGCAGCUUCACCUCAAGCAGGACCGCCUCGCCGUUGACGUUCGUCGGAACCGCGUCCUCGACCUCCCCCUCGACGGACUCCGUCAGCCCUCAUCGCCCGUACCCCUGCAUCGGGGGUGAGCUCUCCGCCGUUCCCCCCUCUCCUGCUCGCCCAACCCCGCGCACGCCCGCUGCUGGCUGCACCUGCGCCCGCCUCUCGCGCUCCGGCCCCAUGCUCACCGCGGCCAGGUCGUGCCAGGCUCCGUCCUGUCGUGCCCGUCGCCCCCGUGCCGACCGCACCCCCCUGGCUGGCCUGCCCGCGCAUGCUGCGACCCCGUGCGGCCACCGCCCUCGUGCCCGACCACCGGUGCCUGCAUCCGGCGCGCGCGCCACCCAGCGCCCGAGCGCCCUUGGGCGUGUGCCGAUCGGGCAGCGCCCGUUGCCCCUAACAGAAGCUGAAGUUACUAAGGCUGUCAAGAAAAUAUUGAAUGAACCGAAAGCUGUCUGUAGCCAGACCGGGUUAAGUCCUUUCUGCGUCUCCAAUAAACCGCCAACUGGCGAUGAUCCGUUCUGGAAAAAGAAACCACGGGAUAAACUGGCCAAGACACCUCGCCCCAAGACCAAGAUUAUCAAAAAACCUGCCAAGAAGAGGACCACUGAGUCUUCCGAACCAAAUGCUGAUGCUGACUUGGCUAAUCCGGAUUCAGAGCCUAGACCCAACAAGAAGGCUCGGUUAAAUAAACCGGCUGAUGAUAAUGUGGUUUUUGAACCGGAGAAGACUCCAGAUCUGGAAGGAACAAAUGCUGACAUUAUACAUGACGACCCGCCACCUCAAGAUUAUGACUUCAUUGUUGAACAAGUAGAAGUUGACACAACGGGUCACACUGAUAAACCGACUAGCCCGGCUCGCACGGAUGAUAAACCGACCAGUCCAGCUAAGGCUGCUGAUAAACCGUUAAGUCCAGUGAAGGCUGCUGAUGAUAAAGAAGAUGAUAUUAUGAUUACUGGCGUCGGCCACACCGCUCCUGGCAAUCCUGUUGCUUUAUCGAAGCAUAGUGCCAAGGACGAGCUUUCUGCUAUGGGCAAAGGCAAAUGGAACACAGAUUUGUCAACCUAUGCCCACCUCAACACCCAAGACAUCCAUUCUGAUUUUUUAAACCGUCUGUACACAAGCCGCGACUUUGAAGCCGGUUUAGUGAAUCUGAUGAAGGAGCGAUAUGAGAUAACUGCAUAA
Molecule: messenger RNA, 1824 nt
Organism: Aegilops tauschii subsp. strangulata
Lineage: Eukaryota; Viridiplantae; Streptophyta; Magnoliopsida; Poales; Poaceae
Source: RefSeq, a predicted model, not a curated record